AUGCCAGCCGGAGCGCCCAAGCCACCGCCUCUGCCGCCUCCAUUUGUGCUACCAGCACCUCCUCCCCAGUACUUAUUACCUCCUCCUCCCCCUGUAUAUCUACCAGCCCCUCUCCCUCUACCCCCUCCACCAGUGUACUUACCCUCGCCGGCGCCGCAACCAGUACUAUUACCACCACCUCCUUCCCCUCCUGUAUACCUGCCUGCGCCUCCUCAACCCAUCUUACUACCGCCGCCGCCACCCCCUUCGCCGGUAAUCUUACCAGCACCCCAGCCCUGUGCAGCUCCACAACCAGCCCCAGUUCUCCUGCCACCCCCGCCGUCACCUGUAGUCCUACCAGCCCCACCCCCACCCGCACCAGUGUAUCUACCACCACAGGCCCCAGCCCCCGUCUAUCUCCCACCACCAGCGCCAGCCCCAGUCUACCUUCCAGCUCCCCAACCUGCGCCCGUAGUGCUGCCUGCUCCUCCUCAAUACCUGCCACCCGUAGCCCCUCCAGUAGUACCACCAGCAUCUCCUAUCGUAAUAUCUCUGGUUCCCCCUGAAUGUGACUCGCCUGCUUACGGGCUUCCUCCUCCUCCGCCUGUUUACUACCCACCUCCCCAGUACAGUCUCCCCCCACCCCAAUACAGUCUCCCCCCUCCCCAAUACAGCCUACCUCCUCCCCAGUACGGCUACCCAACCCCUAUUCCUGCCCCUUCGCCCCCAGCCGUCCCAAUGAGCGCGUAUAUGGUACCACCCAUGGUCCCAUGCAAUAUAGAAGCCAAACCAGCAUGUGAGUCCAAAUGCGAGAAGAAGUUCGGGAAGUUCGACAAAUUCGACAAAUUCGACAAAUUCGAGAAGUUCGAGAAGUCCAAACCAUCUUGUGGCUGCAGCAAGUGUUCACAGCCACCGUCUUAUCCCUAUUAUUAUUAA
Messenger RNA from Ostrinia nubilalis (European corn borer), 915 nucleotides. RefSeq lists its product as uncharacterized. The transcript has a single exon. The coding region runs from base 1 to 915 and encodes 304 amino acids. Lineage: Eukaryota; Metazoa; Arthropoda; Insecta; Lepidoptera; Crambidae. The record is from RefSeq and is a predicted model, not a curated record.